Molecule: messenger RNA, 756 nt
Organism: Salpingoeca rosetta
Lineage: Eukaryota; Choanoflagellata; Craspedida; Salpingoecidae
Exons: 8
Coding region: 1-636 (211 amino acids)
Biological process (GO): nucleoside triphosphate biosynthetic process
Cellular component (GO): cytoplasm
Molecular function (GO): nucleoside diphosphate kinase activity; ATP binding; AMP kinase activity
Source: RefSeq, a predicted model, not a curated record
AUGCUGGACCAGACGAAGCGGCCCCUCACCAUCCCACCAGACUUUGCCACCUACGCAGAGCAGCACGCAAGGACAUACGACGCCGUGUACGUCAACGCGCGAGACCUGAUCACAAUGGCCGUCUCGUCAGGCAGCAAGAUGGGCACGGCGCUGAAGCCGUACGUCGACCGCGGGAUGAUGGUGCCAGACAAUCUCUUUACUAAACUCGUCGUGCAGCGCCUCUGGGAGCAGGAUUGCGUUACGCGCGGUUGGGUCCUGGACGGCUUCCCCCUCACUCGCGCACAGGCGGAAGGGCUGAGCAAGGCUGGGUUUGUGCCUGGGCUGGCGGUGUUUCUUGAUGCUCCGGCGCAGGUGUGCCUUGACCGGUUGACGCUGCGGCGAACAGAUCCCAUCACAGGCAAGCGGUACCACCUCGCCACGAACCCGCCGCCCAGCCAGGAUGUCCUCGACAGACUCAAGCAGCACCCCGACGACGAGCACGAUGUUGUGCACCGGCGCAUGAUGGACGCGCAGGCGUUCCUCAAGGAACUCAAGGACUUUUACAAGAAGGGCGUGACCAUCGACAGUGCACGGCCGAUCGGGGAUGUGCUGGCCUCUGUCGAAAGCCAUUUGGUCAAUCCACGAGAAAGCGCCUGAUGUGCCCGACUGCUACUGCUACUGCCACGGCCUUGUUGCUUUGCUCGUCUGUUUCCAAUCCGUCUUCCUCUGCACCUGCGAUGCUUCUGCGUUCGCUCGCGAGUACACCAUCCACGUCGA